Westerdykella ornata is the source of this 2019-nucleotide messenger RNA. Its product is annotated as DUF803-domain-containing protein. The record is from RefSeq and is a predicted model, not a curated record. Gene Ontology annotation, biological process: magnesium ion transport. Lineage: Eukaryota; Fungi; Ascomycota; Dothideomycetes; Pleosporales; Sporormiaceae. The annotation marks the transcript as partial. Gene Ontology annotation, cellular component: membrane. The transcript is spliced from 5 exons. Gene Ontology annotation, molecular function: magnesium ion transmembrane transporter activity.
GGAUACUCGCCCGAAAACUGGAGUAGUUUGAUUGGCAUCGUGACGGCGAUUGUGGGGAAUGUGCUAAUUAGUUUUGCGUUGAAUCUUCAGCGGUAUGCGCAUAUUCGGAUUGGGAGGGAGUGGAAGCGAAGGAAGGAGGAGGAGACGAGGAGGAGGAAGGAGAUGGAUAAGAAGAAGAGGAGUGGGAGGGGAAGAGGACAGCAGAAUGAGCGGGACGGAGAGGUCGAUGGGGACGUCGAAGUCGACAUCGACGCUACAGAAGACGACCCGUUACUCCCCGCCUCCCACCACGCCCGCUUUCGAAACAGAAGAACCGCGGAAUCAAACAACACCUCCUCCUCCUUAUCCUCCUCAUCCACUGUCGCAGCCACACAAGAAGCGUACAAGCAGAAAUCCUACCUCAAGUCCCCCUGGUGGUGGGCCGGCAUCAUUCUCAUGACGACCGGCGAAGCGGGGAACUUCCUCGCAUACGGGUUCGCUCCCGCCUCCAUUGUCUCUCCCCUCGGCGUCGUGGCGCUGAUAUCGAACUGCAUCAUUGCGCCCAUUAUGCUGAAGGAGGUCUUCCGCAAGCGCGAUGGCUUGGGGGUACUUGUCGCUGUUGGGGGAGCAGUCACGGUGGUUGCGUCGGCCAGCAGCGACAAUCCGAAACUGGGGCCCGAGGAUAUCUGGGGGCUGAUUACCACGUGGGAGUUUGAGACGUAUCUUGGGGUUACGGUGGGAGUGAUUGGGAUGUUGAUGGUGGCGAGCAAUCGGUUCGGGGAGAAGAAUAUCUUGAUCGAUUUGGGCUUGGUGGGACUGUUUGGAGGCUACACUGCCCUGUCAACUAAGGGCGUCGCAUCCAUGCUCUCCUACACCCUCUGGCACGCCCUCACCUUCCCUGUGACCUACCUCCUCGUCGCCAUCCUCAUUUUCACGGCAAUCAUGCAAAUCAAAUAUGUCAACCGGGCGCUACAACGGUUCGACGCCACGCAAGUCAUUCCCGUGCAAUUCGUCCUCUUCACUCUCUCCGUCAUCCUGGGCUCGGCAAUCCUCUACCGCGACUUUGAGCGCACGUCUGGGAAACAGGCAGGCAAGUUUGUAGGCGGCUGCGCAAUGACGUUCUUGGGUGUGUGGCUGAUUACGAGUGGGAGGCAUCAGCGGAGGGAAACCGAUGAGGAAGAAGCGAUUCAUCUGCACGACGGGGAGAGGUACCGGGACGAAGUGGACCAUGAGGUCGAGAAUGAAGCGGAACAUGGUGGUAGGAGAGACUCCUCUCCCGUGCGCCUCACUUGUUCGCCCCUUUUCGGGGAAGACCGCCAGAAGGAGCACGAUGCACAUGCCGCCUCCGAGCAGCCGCGAUUUGGAUCACCACCAACGCUCGCACGGCGCUCGAGGACCGAUCCUACACUGCCGCUCGCAGAUGCCAUGCUAUCCAACCCCUGGACCGAAGAAGCCGACUCUGCGGCUGCCCCAGCAACGACGACACAUCCACCUCACCCGCCGGUGCUGCGGUUUGCCUCCAGCCCGGUGUUUCCCGUCACCGCGUCACCAGCUGCGUUGCCCGCAGAGCAUCAUCCCGCUCCGGAGUCACAGCAUCCUCCCCUAAGACCAGGGACUCCUACCCGUGCACCCUCGGAACACCCCGCUGCAGCCCCAACUACACCCGGCCUUUCGGAACGCAAUCAAUCGCUCGUUCAACGGCUGGCGACGGCGACGCUGGGAGCAGGGACAAGGAAGAGUAUCUACGCAAUGGCUUCGCCGCACGGGCAUGGGCAGUUGCUGGCGAGUCCGCUGAGCUCGACGUUGAGCGCCGUGGUGGCGGAUCUGAAGAGGGGCGGUGGGGUGGGGAGUUUUAGGGGGAGGGCGCUGUUUCAGUCGCAGGAGCAGGAGCAGGAGCAGGGUGCGGGUGUAGUGGAGGGGGAGGGUGGGAAUGGACAUGCAGAUGGAGAUGGAGGUGGAGGUGGAGAUGGAGGGCCCGUGACGAGGAGCAGGAGUUUGAGCGAGACGCUGACGGAUUUCUGGAGGGGGAGGGGGAGGGGG